AUGAGCCUUCCAACCGCACCCGCUACCCUAACGCUCACACAGUGCCUCCUCAGUUCCGAGAACUACGAUGAGUGGUUCUUCGAACUCACUUCCAUCAUCCUUGCCGGUGAGAAUAUCACCGAAAUGGCGAUUCACUGCGCGCAAGUUGAAACGGCAACGGCCAUGAAGGGACUCCAUCGAUCUUACAAGACCUGUUCGUAUGGCACGGCGUUCAGCCGGGCAUCCCAUACUCGAAUAUGCGCGAGUUGCUUGAGCAACACACUGGCCGGGCUUGGUCACCAAGUACCCGCACUACCUCGGCUCGGCGCCGAUCGCCACAGCUACACCAGUGUAUGGCUCCACUGCCGCUACCGCGGUCUAGCGCAUUGGCGCUUCUGGCAUUUCGCGAUGGCGCAAAGCAGCGAGAUGGCUAUGCAGAAGAGGCUGAUGUACCCUGGGGGACACAAGGCCACGAUCCGUGUCGGAUUGGUGUGGCUACUGCCUGACCUCAGGCAGCCACUCGACGUACACCUGCACGAAGCUUUCCGGUGCGUGCCACCAGAAUGCGGAGCUUCAACACUUUGUGUUCCCGCGGUCCAAGCGGUCACUGUGGUGGCAAACGCCACGGCAAAGGUUGCGGGUGUGGUGGAGGAGCUGGAGCAUCCUUCCUCAACAUCAUUCGCCAAGAUUACGCAUCCAGCGGCCCACCCGGUCACGCAUCAAGCCGUCAACCAGGCUACGCUCCCAGUGAUCGUCCUGGCUACGCAAGAGUGGGUCAAGGCGGCCAUUCCGCCUACGCCAGUUCGAACUACAGCGGUUGUCGCGACGAUCAACGAGAGUCUCUCAGGCGACCAGUACCGCGACUACCGCGAAGACCGCGGGUAUCAUCGCGAAUUCUGCGGCUAUUACCGCGACGACCGCAGCCGCAGCGUGCCGCCAGCGAACCAAGGAUAUGCCCCACCAGGACCAAUCGCCCAGCGCUCCAAAUGA
Aphanomyces astaci is the source of this 969-nucleotide messenger RNA. RefSeq lists its product as hypothetical. The transcript is spliced from 4 exons. NCBI's taxonomy places the organism in Eukaryota, Oomycota, Saprolegniomycetes, Saprolegniales, Verrucalvaceae. Bases 1 to 969 code for a protein of 322 amino acids. The record is from RefSeq and is a predicted model, not a curated record.